GCGCGUCACUGCGCCUGCGCGCUGGUAUAUCCGCCCGGACUCGGCCGCCAUCUUAUGUCGCUUUUUCUUUUGUUCCACAGACGGAGCAGAGGCGGCUCUGCGAGAACGAGAGAGAGAGAGAGAGAUUUACCUUUAAAAAACAACCUUAUAAACAAACAAACAAACAAACAAUACAACACGAAACACACAGAAAGAGAUUCAUUCUCAGGGUACAGGAAGUCUCUCGGCAAAAAAAAAAAAAAUGAUGAUGAUGGAUGACGAGCAGCCCAAGACGCUUUACGUUGGGAAUCUCUCUAGAGAUGUGACAGAAGCUCUUAUCCUUCAGCUGUUCAGUCAGAUUGGACCGUGCAAAAGCUGUAAAAUGAUUGUAGAUACUGCAGGUAACGACCCGUACUGCUUCGUAGAGUUCUACGAGCACCGACACGCCGCGGCUGCAUUGGCUGCCAUGAACGGAAGGAAAAUAAUGGGUAAUGAAGGACCAUUGAGGAGUUCAGUAAACAAGGUCAUAUUUCCCUCGUUUGAAGUUAAAGUGAAUUGGGCAACAACCCCGAGUAGCCAGAAGAAAGACACAAGCAAUCACUUCCAUGUCUUUGUUGGGGACUUGAGCCCAGAGAUAUCCACAGAAGACAUCAAGGCAGCGUUUGCCCCGUUUGGGAGAAUAUCGGAUGCCAGGGUGGUUAAGGAUAUGGCUACAGGGAAGUCAAAAGGCUAUGGCUUCGUCUCUUUCUUCAACAAAUGGGAUGCAGAGAACGCCAUUCAGCAAAUGGGGGGCCAGUGGCUUGGAGGCAGGCAGAUCAGAACUAACUGGGCUACAAGAAAGCCCCCUGCUCCUAAAGCUACUUACGACACUGCGAAUGCCAAACAGUUGUCCUUUGAGGAUGUCGUGAACCAGUCCAGCCCGAGCAACUGCACUGUGUACUGUGGAGGAGUCACAUCAGGACUUACAGAGCAACUGAUGAGACAGACGUUCUCUCCUUUUGGACAGAUCAUGGAGAUUAGAGUUUUCCCAGAUAAGGGAUAUUCUUUUGUAAGGUUCAACUCCCACGAGGGGGCUGCCCACGCCAUCGUGUCCGUCAACGGGACGUCGGUAGAUGGUCACGUGGUGAAGUGCUACUGGGGGAAGGAGACUCCAGACAUGAUGAGCCCAAUGCAGCAGCAGCAGCAGCAGCAGCAGCCACCGCAGCAGCAGCCUCCGCAGCAAGUGCAGCAAAACAAAGUUGGGUUUGCAGCAGCGCAGCCCUACGGCCAGUGGGGGCAGUGGUAUGGGAACGCCCAGCAGAUUGGCCAGUAUGUGCCCAACGGCUGGCAAGUGCCCGCGUAUGGAAUGUAUGGGCAAGCAUGGAACCAACAGGGUUUCAAUAGCCCUAUUGAGAGCUGAUGUCCUGCACAGUCUAGGAAGGUAACUAAACUCUCCUAGGUACAUAGUAACCCUUCUGUUUUUGGGUGGGAUGACGACACCCCGCAUUCUCCGUGAACACGUCUCAAUGGACCGUAACACAGCUAACUGACUCUUGAUUUAAUCCUGGCUUUGUUCCAGACGAUCGUUGUGCAAGUGUAAAAACCAGUUUUUUUUUUUAUUGAUCUUGAUUUCCAUAUGCAGUUCGGUUAUUUCAGGUUCGCACUUGAAUUCCACAUCUGAAGAUUAAGGAAAUGUUUCUCCGGCUAGAAUGAAGCAUUGACUGCUGUAUUCGGCAUGUUUUUAGCAGUGUUUUUUCAACCCCCUCCCCCCUCCCCAUACAGGGAAGGAAAUAAGAGCCCUGUUGCAGAGCAGUUUGAUCCAUUCCUGGUUUUACUAGGAGUUUAAGACACACCUGAGCUUGUUUCCUGUACACACUGGGGCUAAUCAAGCUGGUACUAAAAUCUGUAACGGGUGAAACUACUCUGCACUAGGAGUCUUAUUGCCAUCCCUGUCAUAUAGAUGUUUAUUUUGGUCCCGUGUAUGAAGUAAACUUUUUGACUUUUGGUGGGGGGGUGGGGGGGGGGUUAAGGCUAAUCUUAAUAAAUAAAUGAAAUACACCCCCCUUCUAAAAAACUUCCUAGAUGUGCUGUAAAGGUCCCUGGUUGCAUUUAUUUGUAAACUAAUACCACCAUGCUUCAUAUUCAGUCUGUAUUUAAUUUUAUUACUGCUGGAUCUAUAACAUGUGGCUUGUACACAUUUAGUUCUGCAUCAACAAACAAAAUCUAGUUUGCUUGAGCAUGGAACCAGGGUUGAUUAUGUUGCUACUUGUGAAUGUGUGUCAAGUUAGCUAUGCGAGAGAGAAAGGGAGGGAGGGGGAAGGGCUUCCCUUUAUACAGUAUUGUACUAAACUAACGUCAAAAGUUUGUAGUUUGCUGAAGCCUAAUAGAAAAAGUGUAGACCUGUACAUAUUUCAAAAGAGAAUUCAAGUCGGUUCUCUUGCACUAAUUUAAUGUUUUGAAGUACAGUCUAGUCCAUUUUGUGGCAACAAUCAUUGCGUUUGGCCAGCAUCUUAUAAAGGGGGGGGGGGCUCUGAAUUUGUCAUUUAUUUGGGGGUCAGGUGGUGACUGCUGUAAAACACUUCUAACUACAGGCUUAUAAAAAAAAAAUGACCUACGUGUGCUUGUUUGCACUAUGUAAGCAAAAUUAUACUGUUUCUGUUUUGCGUUUCUUCUGUUUGCCUAGCUGAAAAUGAAUGCUGCAAUAUAAACUUCUGAUGCAAGUGUUGACGAUCUCGAUGCAGAAUGUAGCACACAGUAUUACUGUAAAGGACGCGGCCCCAGGCUAUUUCUUUGCAUAUCACCGCUGUAUUCCUAUAUUCAAACUGCUGUGAUUUCCCCUAAAGUGGACUUGACUGUCAUUCACAUUCAUCAUAAACAAUUGCCUACCAGCAAUUGAUACGAGAAUAAAAUUUCAUUCUUUGCAUUUAGUAGCUGCUUUUUAAGGGGUUAACACACAGACAGGGUUGAGGUCAAUUCCAUUUAAAAAAAAAAAAAUUAUAGAAUUUUUUUAAAAUCCAAUUCCCAUUCCGUCCGUUCCAAGUCCUUCAAAAGAAGGAAUUGGGGAAUUAUUUUAAAUUGGGAUUUAAAGAAAGAAAUGGACCCCAGCCCUGCAUCAGAAAGCAUUUCGCCCAGUGUUUAAAAAUUAAACUCCUGUUGGUAAAUCUGCAAGAAAAACUAAGAUGCUAUACCGUCUUGCAUUACCAUCCCUAGUUAUCAUUUUGAAGUUUUGUUACAUAAUUUGUACAUGUACUUUGUGCUUGGGUUAAUGCUUUGUUAACAUUGCCCUGUCUAAAAAAAAUAAGUUUUGUCAUAAGGAUCAGUCAAAUAAAAACGAGUGUCAUGGCAACAAA
Acipenser ruthenus (sterlet) is the source of this 3308-nucleotide messenger RNA. RefSeq names its product cytotoxic granule associated RNA binding protein TIA1-like. NCBI's taxonomy places the organism in Eukaryota, Metazoa, Chordata, Actinopteri, Acipenseriformes, Acipenseridae. Gene Ontology annotation, cellular component: cytosol. The record is from RefSeq and is a predicted model, not a curated record. Gene Ontology annotation, molecular function: mRNA binding. The transcript has 13 exons. The coding region runs from base 242 to 1378 and encodes 378 amino acids.